UGAAUGACUCUUGUGAUGUGUCACUAAUUGCGCCUUUGGAUUCGGUGUAAUAAGUAUUAGAGGUUUUGUUUUACAAGUGAAAUAUUUAGAAAAUCUUUUAUGAUGAAAGAAAAGAAUCAACAAUCGAAAUGUUAUCGUUUUCAUCUUCUGUGAAGAAAAACAAACCAGGCAAGAUGACCCACAGAGAUCAGAGAAUCCUAGUUAUCAAUUUGUACAAAAAAUUAAAAAUAAAUAACCCAACAAUUUCAUAUAAAGAUAUUGUUCAUCAAUUGGCAGAAGACAGAGGUAUUGGAACUCAUAGUGUAAGAAAAAUAUUGUCGGAAUAUAAGCGUUCACAUACAGUUACAUCUCCAAAUAAAACGAAACAUCGUCCAACUUUCAAAGAAAAAGUCGACGAAUGUGACAAAACUGCCAUUCGGAGAAAAGUUCACGAAUUUUAUUUUAAUAAAGAUCUACCAACGUUAAAUAAACUUCUGCAAGCUGUAAACAAUGAUGAAAAUCUGCCAAACUUUAAACAAACAACCUUCUAUUCAUUGUUAAAAGAACUAAACUUUACUUACACUAAUCGCGUUCUAACAGAAAGAGAUGAUAUUAUUAUUUGGAGGAGAAACUAUUUGAGAUCUAUUAGGAGAUUUAGAGAAGAGGGUCGACACAUUUAUUACAUGGGCGAGACUUGGAUUAGUAGUGGUGACGUCACAAAUAAAGUGUCGAAGGAUGAAACACCUGAGAAAAACGCAUUUCUCCAAGAAGAAGAGUUGACUGCGGAACCAGCUACUCCAAGAAAAAAAGACAAAGGAUUAAUUGUUUUGCAUAUUGGCAGUGCUGCUGGUUUUGUUUCUAACGGACUUCUAUGUUUCGAAUCGAUAAAAAAUACAAGAGAUCACCACGAUGAAAUAGGCGGCGACACAUUUCUUCAAUGGUUUGAAAAUAUUUUACCAUUACUAGAAAAGAAAGCUGUUAUUGUCGUGAACAACGCUACGUAUUAUUCUACGAAGAAGGAAAACCUGCCGAAUACUUCCUGGAAAAAAACCGAUAUAAUAAGAUGGUUGGAAAAUAAAGGAAGAGAAGUAUUAGAGAAUAUGACAAAGGCCGAACUAUUGCAAAUUGUUACACACGACAAAGACAAGUUUGAUAAAUAUGUCAUAGAAGAAAUAGCAAGAGCAAAUAAUAAGAAGGUUCUCAGAUUACCUCCACAUUAUUGCGAACUCAAUCCGAUUGAAAUAAUAUGGGCAAUGGUUAAGGAAUAUGUGAGAGAUAACAAUACUACUUAUAAUCUAGAAGAUGUACAACUAUUACUCAACCAAGGUAUUGAACAGAUAACAGCUGAAAACUGGUGUAAAUGUAUUAAGCAAGUCAGAGAUGAAGAGAAAAAGAUGUGGGAGGUCGACAAUAUAGCUGAUACAUUGAUAGAUGCAUCAUUAGCAAAUAAUUCUCACACAGUAAUUACUGUUACAGACAGGACCUUCGAUAGCGAUUCCGAUGUCUUUGAUAGCGAUUUUUAAUUCUAUUCUGUGUUGUAAGUAUUCAGGAUGUGUGAACUUUUAUUAGAUGGCUCGAUUAUUUUCUAUAUGUAUAUAUGCAUAUUCAUAUAGAAAUACAUAUUCACGAAUAUGUAUUUUAUUGUGUUAUGUCAGAUUAUGAUUAAAUUUAAUUACGAUUUAAAUUUACAUUGCGUUAUUUCACUCGCUCAAAUUUCUAAGUUCGGAUUCAAGUGUGCCGUAUUUACGGUAUAUACUAAGUAGCGCUAUUUUCAUUUUGCCCGCUUCUAUUCGCAGACCGAAAAUUCUCAUUGAACUCGGCGCAUAUGAUAUAUGCACAUAUGCAAUAUACGUGAUAAAUAAGUCAAAAAAAAAAAAAAUAUAUAUAUAUAUAUAAUAUGAUAGAGUUGAUAUAUUUAUUAACACAUGUUGAGAUCGAUUUGAUCAACGUGAUUGGUUAAUUCUGCAAGACCUGCGCGUCUGCGUCUUAUGUGAAUAGGCUUUUAUACACGAGAUGACGCGGUGCUAUAACGCAUGCGUGUAAGUUUAGUUUGGUUAGGUUAGGUUAGAGUACUUCACGUGUAGCAUGUGCAUCAAGUACGUAAAAGACUUGCCGUGUACAAGGUUAAGGUAAUUUCUCUAUCUUUGAAACAGUAUACGUUAGUUAUUCCAAUUUGAAAACAUGUCGGAAGUGCGAAAGACCGAAGGAAAGAAGCGAAAGAAGAAACGUUCGUCUGCACAAAUGGCGAAGAAAUUCGCUCGACGUCGGACAGACACGUCCGGGCAGAAUCUGGACCAGGAUACCUAUCAUUAUUUGCUGCGUAUCGUCGACGUGAUACGCAAGGAUUUCCCCACGUCCGACGAGCGGACGUUGUUCGUGAAGAAUGUCUACAAAGAAAUGGCGGGUCGUGAGGUCGAAUACGCCUGCAGUCAAAUUGGAUCGCGCGUCAUGGACUCUCUCCUGAAAUACGCUAGUCUGGAAGACAUUCAGAGAUUGAUGAAAGCGCUUGAGUCUUCUCUGAGGAAACUUCUGAACGACAAGUUUGCCAGUCACGUUCUACAGAAGAUGAUAGAGGUCUGCGCCGAUCGAGGUAACAGGAUUUUGGACAAAGACAAAGCUGCAAAGAACAAGAUGAAGAGCAAGGAAGACGCUGUUGUUGAGCCGGACGAGGUAAAAGUUUACAACAAUAUUGUUUUGAAGCUGAGCAAAUAUAUCCUCAAUAAUGUGGAAGAGUUCGUGUCUGACACGUACGCCAGUCACGUUGUAUGUACAGCCAUAGAAUGUCUAGCAGGUUUAAUUGAUCCUGAUAGUGAGAACAGUAAGAAAUCUGCCGCUACCUGCCUCGCGAACAGACGUCCCGUGAUACGGGAGUAUACGGAUCUGUUGGUGCAAACCUGUAAUCGAUUGCACAAAUGGCCACAGUUUUACGAGCUUACACAGAACAAACAAUGUUUCUUGGUGCACUGUAUUUUGUACUCGUUGAAAGAUGUCAAUUCCAAGUUAAUAAACGCCAUUAUUAGCAAUAUUAUAAAAACUUGUUCCGAGAUAAAACCAUCGUUUCAAAACGAGGAUCUAGCAAAUACAACUUCCGAGGAGAUUUCCAUCAGGCUAUUGGAAACUUGUCUGAUAACCGCGGAUCUGAAGUCUUACGAGAAGUUGUAUAAAACAUUCUUCGCUGGAAAGUUAAAGAUGAUGUCUUUGGCGCAAACUACAAACUUCAGUGUGCAGAGACUGUUGGAUCGCUGCAGCACCAAAGAAAAUCUGGAGCAAAUAUUCGAAGAAAUAUCGGAACAUCUGCCGGAAAUUUUCAAGCUGGGUUUCACCGGUAUACUGGUCAGUAUCGGAAACGCUUGCGCGAGAUUGCAGACGAAGCAGGGCGCAUUCGUCACCGCGAUAAUCAAGCUGCUGGAGUGCGACAAAACCGAAGACGCGACACAACUGAUACGAUGUAUGGUAACUUUGAAGACUUCGACUCAACUGAAGGAGUCGAACGAUCCGCCUCUCACGUUGCACGGUAGUCUGAUAACGCAAGCUAUCCUGAAUUUUAACAAGCCUAUCAAACUCGUCAACUCCAUACUCGCAAUGAACAACGAACAAUUGUUACGGUUAUUUGACAAUGCGAUGGGCAGUCACAUUCUGGACGCCUUCAUGGACAGCAAGUACAUCGGCGAGAAGAGCAGGGAGAAGUUGCACAAGGUUUUGCGCGGUGUUUGGGAGGAGUUGGCCAAGAGCAAGUACGGAUCCAGAUGUUUGGACAAGAUGUGGUUGUCGGCGAAUAUGAACCAAAAGCAAACCAUCAUGGAAGAAUUGGUCGCGGCCGGUGAAUCCUUGAGAUCCACACAAUCGAGCAAGAUCAUCUUCAACAAACUGGACGUUUCUCUGUUCGCGAGAAACAAAAAAGAUUGGAUGGACGCGCAGAGAAAAGGAGACAAGACCCAAGCGCUGUUUGCUGAUAUUAUCGGAAAAAAAUAAAUCGGGAAAAAAAUAUAAUAUAACGCAAUUUUAUUUAUAUUUAAUGUUAUGUUUUUUUUAAAUAAGAGGUAAAGGUCCAAUACAGAAUGUCCAUGUGUUAAGAUAUGAUUUUAUUGUAAAACAUGAUCAGACGUUUCGAUCCCUGAGUUGGAUCUUUUUCAAUGAACAAUUUUAAUCGACCAAUACUUAGAUAAUUAUUUAUUUUUGUAUGCUGACAACUUAUCUGCUUUGAAUACUUGAGUGAAAAGAUCAAUUUUUGUUAUUGUUUAUUAUAAACUAAAUUUUGUUGGCAAUUUUAAUUACUUUGUAAACAUUUUUUAUAGUUAUUCACUGGCUCGUAUUGGUCCUUUGCUUAUUAUUGACAAUUUCACGAGCGGACUAUAGUGACUUUCAUUUUUUUUCCGUUAAAUAAAUGGCAAUAUCUUUUUUGAAAUCAUUGAAAAAAAAUGACAAGGUGUGUAAUAAAAAAAAACGUCGUUCUGA
Messenger RNA from Pseudomyrmex gracilis, 4434 nucleotides. RefSeq names its product nucleolar protein 9. Gene Ontology annotation, molecular function: RNA binding. The transcript has 2 exons. NCBI's taxonomy places the organism in Eukaryota, Metazoa, Arthropoda, Insecta, Hymenoptera, Formicidae. Gene Ontology annotation, biological process: endonucleolytic cleavage in ITS1 to separate SSU-rRNA from 5.8S rRNA and LSU-rRNA from tricistronic rRNA transcript (SSU-rRNA, 5.8S rRNA, LSU-rRNA); endonucleolytic cleavage to generate mature 5'-end of SSU-rRNA from (SSU-rRNA, 5.8S rRNA, LSU-rRNA); ribosomal small subunit export from nucleus. Gene Ontology annotation, cellular component: preribosome, small subunit precursor; 90S preribosome; nucleolus. The coding region runs from base 2161 to 3951 and encodes 596 amino acids. The record is from RefSeq and is a predicted model, not a curated record.